UCCAUCCUGGAGUGGAAUUUAGUUAAACAGCUGUGGACUGCUGCAGCUGUAAGACCUUUUUUUAUAUAUAAAACACGGAGGUCAGACUCUGUGCAGCGGGACACUUCCGUUGAUUGCAUCACUGAUCAUGGACGCCUCUGCAGCAUCUGGAGUCCCUCAUCCCUACUGGCCGCGGGACCUGUUGAUUCCCACUUAUGUUGCCAAUGACCGUUCCAUGUCAGAGAUCCUGGUGUUUCUGUUUUCUGUGUCCGGGCUGUUCCUGCUUGUGACCUGGCUGAUCACCGGCCGGAGAGGGGCCGCGGGCAGGCUGGGGACAUGGAGGCGUCUGGCUUUGUGCUGGUUUGCCGUCUGUGGCUUCAUCCACAGUGCCAUCGAGGGCUGGUUCUCACUGUACUACGACAUUAUUCCAGGAGAUCAGAGCUUACUGUCACAGCUCUGGAAGGAAUACUCCAAAGGAGACAGUCGAUAUGUGAUAGCUGAUAACUUUACAGUCUGCAUGGAGACAGUGACUGCUUGUUUAUGGGGACCUUUGAGCUUUUGGGCUGUGUUUACAUUUUUAACAAACAAGCCCUACAGAUAUGUGCUGCAGCUCAUCAUCUCAUUAGGUCAGCUGUAUGGAGUGGUGCUCUACUUUUUCACCGAGCACCGAGAUGGCUACACUCACAGCGAGCUGGGACAUCCCAUCUACUUCUGGUUCUACUUUGUGUUCAUGAAUGUCCUGUGGUUCUUCAUCCCGCUGGUGCUCAUCGUGGAUGCAUGGAGACAGAUGUCAACAGCCCAGAGACACACAGACAACACAAAGUCCAAGAGGAACUGAGGGCAACACACAGAGCUGAUCUUGGGACAGUGACUGGAGGAGAUACAUGAGCAAAAAGACAUUUGGAGACAGCAUAAACUUUAUAUUGAUGGGAAAAAAAUGAGGCAAAAGAAACUUCUGGAGUUGGAGCUGCCUCAUUGACAUUGUUGUGACUGAUGCAUUGUAUUUUAGCUCGAAUGACCAACCGAAUGCAAAGAAUUGUAUUUUAAAGUGCAACGUGUUCCCUGUAACAAUUGGAACUUUUCUUCUGGCUUUGUGGAGCCUCAGAUAAAGGCUCCACAAAUAAUAAUAAUUCAUCCUUUUUCUCAUUACCGUCUUUUUUUUUCAUUCAAUUUUAUAAAACCUGAUGACUGGACUUAAACUCAUGCAAUAUAAAGUACCUGUUCACACAGAAAAAGUA
Molecule: messenger RNA, 1217 nt
Organism: Limanda limanda (common dab)
Lineage: Eukaryota; Metazoa; Chordata; Actinopteri; Pleuronectiformes; Pleuronectidae
Gene: ebp
Product: EBP cholestenol delta-isomerase
Exons: 5
Coding region: 128-817 (229 amino acids)
Biological process (GO): cholesterol biosynthetic process
Cellular component (GO): endoplasmic reticulum; membrane
Molecular function (GO): steroid Delta-isomerase activity; cholestenol delta-isomerase activity; C-8 sterol isomerase activity
Source: RefSeq, a predicted model, not a curated record